GAGGGCUGAAAGCCCUAUGAAGCGGUAUAUAAGUCUAACUGCUAUUGCUAUAGCUAUUGCUAUCAUGGCUUGUCCAAUGGACAACACUCAAAUCAAACUGCAGUUCACGAUAAUUGCAAUAAUCCAGCUACAGAGUGAGUGAGAGAGAGCUUAGCAGGAUUAAAGUGACAUUUGAUCCAGAACUCGCUUAAGCUUCUGUCUCAAACCAGACGUAUAAAAUUACUCCAGUAAUGCUAAGAAUUGGAAAUGUGUGCUGUGAUCCUUUCACUCCAAAAUAAAGAUGGGGCAACUCUUAUCAAUAUUCUAAGAACGAGCCAGAAUCGUCCAAAGUGAUGUUGAAAUCAAACGGCUUCCCUAUAGGAUGUGUGAGGAAGCUCCUUGUGAAGCCCUCAAAAGGCCCAGCUGUUGGAUGUCCUCAGAAGGAAGAUCAAGCUUUUGACCCAACACAGACAGAGACGGGUCUAAGGGCCUUGAGAUCCUUCCUUGCACCAAAUUUUGGGCACUCAUCUAAAAGGUUUGCCGCCCCUGUACUAGGAAAACCUGUUCCUCUUAUAUCUUGUUCCGUACCAUUGAUGGGGAAAGAGGUGAUGAUGUGACGCACCUUCCCCAUAAAUAUCUCCCUGGGUUCCAGGCAACCAUCUCACCCAUGUUCCACCCCUUUUUGUUCCAGGUUGAGUCUCAAGCACACAAAGCUUCAUUGGACGCGAGCCGGACCACUCAACAGCUUGAAGAGACCGUAGAUGAAUUCCAGAAGCAGAAGUUGAAAGAUAUCCAGAGGGUGUCCAUAGCACGCUCCGGAACCUGACUUUUCUGGAGACUGAUGGGGGAUAUGAAGAGGAGCCCUCCCAAGAUUUCAACACCACUAAGCACCCCCAGAUCUGGCAGGUGACCAGCAGGACCCCCUGACAGAUUUCUCCAGUUGUGAAUUUAGACUUGUUUUUGGGGGGUUCCUCGGCCAGCUUUCUUUGCCCCCCUUUAAGGCCUCCCUCCAGCUCAGUACCCCCUCCCUUUUCCGUACCCCCCCCAAAACAUGACAUCGCAAUAAAACCAUUUGUUUUCAAGUG
Molecule: messenger RNA, 1064 nt
Organism: Thamnophis sirtalis
Lineage: Eukaryota; Metazoa; Chordata; Lepidosauria; Squamata; Natricidae
Source: RefSeq, a predicted model, not a curated record